AGAAGAUAUAAUGUACGAUUCCAAAGAAUCUAAAUGCUUUGCAAAUGAAGUUUUUAUGUAUAUUCGUGAUAUACCAAGUGAGCAUUUCAAUUCUGGCGUAUUCAAUCUCAAUCUAGUAUCGCUCGUUAAUAAAUACAAGUGUCUAGCCGAUAAGGAGGAAGAUUUUCAAGAAUCUUUUGAAAGAAACCUAUCAAUUGCUGAAUUCUAUAGAAUACACUUUCAUCCUCCUCCAAGUAUAGAAGAUAAGACGCUGUCGGCUAAAUUAUACGGGUUUAAAGGUUUAGAAGGUUUGUAUUCCGACUAGUUUUACUAAAUCUAAUGGCUUAGGACUUUAUUUUAUAAAAAAUUUUUUUACUUCUCAACAAUGUGCUUUGUUGGCACUGGAAACUCUAACCUCUUACAUAAAUGUAAGAUUUGUCUUUAUAGAUUAAUGUAUUUGUGCAGCCUCCAAGCAAUAGCAAUUUAUUUCACAACAAUCCUGGCCUUAAAACUCCUAUUUGGCGUAUGUUAUUGCCCGGAAUCUCAAAAUAUAUCUAUAGAAAGUGAAUCUUUCAAGAAGUUGCGAUGGGCUACGAUAGGCCACUUAUAUGAUUGGGGAAAUCGAAAGUAUAAUGGAUAUGCCGAGUUUCCUGUGUUAUUAAAGGGGAUCACAGAGCAUAUCAAUUCACAUUUAUCAGAACUCUAUUCCAAAUUUACCGCAGAUGUAAGUCAUCCCUCUUAAUGUAUGACAAUUUAAAAGGCCGCUAUAAUUAACUUUUAUUCAAAGAGCUAUUUUUUGAGACUGCACA
Molecule: messenger RNA, 788 nt
Organism: Theileria equi strain WA
Lineage: Eukaryota; Apicomplexa; Aconoidasida; Piroplasmida; Theileriidae
Exons: 2
Coding region: 365-721 (118 amino acids)
Source: RefSeq, a predicted model, not a curated record